CUCCGACCGUGUGGAGAUGUAUGUGUCAGAGCUCAAGGAUCUUCUUACAGACGUGCGGAGCUUCCUCGGAGAGACCCUCUGCCGGGAGAAGCUGACCCCGAGGGCCGAAGAGGAGAGGCUGAAGCUGCUCAUGAGGCUGGGCCCCCCGCCCCCCGCCUACCUCGACAUGUCCAGGGCCACCACGCUACCUGCGUCUCUCAAGUCGUCCCCCGAGCCGAACUGCUACGAGACCAUGUCCGACAGCCCUCUCCCCUCCAAGAGCGGCUCCCUUUCCAGAAGGGAGAGGUUCCUCUUUUUGGAGCAGAAUAGGAAGGUCUGGGCCAAGCUGUCAGGGUCCGAACUGUACCUCUACCCCGGCAGAUCGGAGUCCAGGCCGGCGUCGGUUAUCCAACUGGAGGGCUACAUCGCCAGGCCCGCCACCAGCCACAAACCCUUCGCCUUCGAGAUUGUCUGCCCUGGCAAGAAGACAUAUCAGUUCACAGCUUGCAGUGAAGAAGAAAUGAGCAGCUGGGUGGAGGCAGUGACAGACGCAGGUACCAGAGGGAAACGGGAGCUCCCUCCACCGCCCCCCGUACAAGCCGCACCGCCCCCACAAGAGGUCUACGACACCCCGGACGCGAGGCUGCGGCCUGUCACACCCCCUCAAGAAUACGAGAGAAUGAUAUCCGACUCUCUGUAUCACGUCAUCGGCUCAAAGCAGAUCCCGAUACAGGAACAGCUUUACAAAAAUGUUGGAAUUGGAAAAGAGGAAGAAACUUGUUAUUACAACCUCCUACCAAGGGAUACAGAAGAAAUAUACCAAACGAUUACAGAAGAAGAAAAGCAUGGUAUAGGCCAGAGCAGAAUACAAGCAAUUAUUAAAGCAAUGGAAGCUUCCAUAGCAGAGGCACAACUUUACGAACCUGUUGAUGGUACACAAGAGCGAUAGCCUGUUUGGAUAUCGUCUGGGAAUUUGCUUCUGCAUUUGAUAUAAAAUGACAUCACUGGGUUUACCGAUGGUGAUAUUAUUACGCUAACAGAUUGGUUGGCAGAACAAGAGGAAUCCAUUGCUUUGCCUCUGUUUAGGAAAAUAGAUAUGUAUAUAAAUGUAAUAUAGAUAGAAGUUUGAAUUUACAAUAUCGAGCUGUUUUAUAUAUAUUUGUAUUUGUUUGUUACUUUUUAUAAAAGACAUUAUGUUAUUUUUAUGUUGUUUUUUUUUCAAGUGCUUGAUUAUUGGUUUCAUGUAUGCUAUACAAAAUACAUAUGAAUUAUUUCUUUUUUAUGUGUUUAUUAGUAUAAAAAAGUAAAUAAGAUAUUAAAUUUUAGCAAUAUGUUUAGAGUAAACUUGUUUAUUUUUAAAGUUAAGAAUUUACUUGCAUGAAAAUAAACUUUAGAACAUUAUUUCCAUAUAUAAAUUACAUAAAAUAACGUUCUAAAAGCAAUUAUGUAGACAGACUUACUUAGAUGGUAAAAAAUAAGUACUUGAUUGUUACUGUAGACUGAAAUUUCAAUGUAUAAAAAAAAAAUCUGCUAAUGUACAAAUAGUUAUAAAAUAUAAAAAAAUAUAUGUAUUUCCAAAGAGGAAAGUCAAGAAAUGUAAGAUGGUUUUAGAUAAAUGUGGAUGAGAAAUGAAUCUAGAGAUUUGUUAUUAUUUGAUAUUAGGCCAAAGAAUAAAACAAAAAUGUCAAUUUAUAUUUUGUAUCAAUUUGUGUAGUUUCUAUAAAUAAUUAAGAUUUAUGUUUUAAUUAUGUAAAUAAAUAAAAAUUGUUUCACGCCUAAUA
Messenger RNA from Nezara viridula (southern green stink bug), 1760 nucleotides. The record is from the annotation of a GenBank genome assembly. Lineage: Eukaryota; Metazoa; Arthropoda; Insecta; Hemiptera; Pentatomidae.